Messenger RNA from Lodderomyces oxycetoniae, 1098 nucleotides. RefSeq lists its product as uncharacterized. The record is from RefSeq and is a predicted model, not a curated record. Lineage: Eukaryota; Fungi; Ascomycota; Pichiomycetes; Serinales; Debaryomycetaceae. Bases 1 to 1098 code for a protein of 365 amino acids. The transcript has a single exon.
AUGAUACGACGGUCCAAAAGUCAAGAAACAUUAAGCACAUUAAUUGAUGAAUUAGUCGCACGAGAUCAAGAUCGUGAGAAUGAAAAUAAUAAUGAUGACAAUAGACAAGGGUUAACACCCUCUUCAGAUGCGGAAUCGUUAAUUUCUCAAGAAACAUUAGUCCAGUCUCCCAAAUGUCAAAUCUUUGGUCAAGCGUCUCUGGAUUUUCGGUACUAUAGAGAACUUCCCCUUGUGUCGACAUAUUUGCAUACGGGAAUACACUUGUACCCUAGUUGGUCACUGAUAGGCGUUGGCAGCAGAACAGCAGCAGCAGCAACAACAACAACAGCAUCAUCAUCACCACCACCACCACCACCAUCAUCAGUUACUACAAUGCGUCCGCUUCUUUCACGUAACUCGAAAUUGUUCAACAAUUUGUUCUCUAUCAACUCACCAUUCCUCAUUAUUGAAAACUAUAACCAAGAAGGGAAGAGACAGACAUUUUGUCGAGUUGAUUUCAAAAUUCACAGUAAUCAAAUUACAUACUAUAUACUUCAUUUUCCAACAUUGGCCCACCGGGAUGUUUACUUAUUGAAUAAUAAUAGUUAUUCCCCUUCUGUUGAUUUCGAACUUCUGGGAACUCACAUGAGAUGUGUUGGCGGGGUUAGUGGUACAUCUACAGCAUUUGCAUCGCGGAACAGCACAAUUAAAAUAUAUGUUAUGCAAAGCUCUUUAGGAUUACUUACUAAUAACAUGAAACUCCAUGACCCUAAGAAAAAGACUAUUGAUUUGAGUGAGAACAAAUUAGCAGGAUUGAUACAAAAACAAGAUAGGAAAGGAAUAGAUGGAGAGAUGAGAUUAGCAUGGAGCAAGAGACUAAUUAACUCUCCCUUGGCAUGUUCUGUUGAUUUGGGUGAUGUAAAAAUGAAAUUGGAUAAUGAGGACAAACAUGGCAGUUUCAUUAAACGCGGUGUUAUCAAAUCGUGGGACUAUAUAAAUAGUGAUCAAGGAACUGGUAUAGUGAGUGAAGAAAUUAGCAUUAUUGCUUGUAUCCUAAUGGUUUUAAGAGAACAAGAAUCAAGGAAAUAUAAAGGCGAUAAAAAGGAGAUGGUUAGGUGA